Messenger RNA from Verticillium alfalfae VaMs.102, 699 nucleotides. RefSeq lists its product as hypothetical. Bases 19 to 528 code for a protein of 169 amino acids. Gene Ontology annotation, molecular function: transcription coregulator activity. Gene Ontology annotation, cellular component: mediator complex. The transcript has 3 exons. NCBI's taxonomy places the organism in Eukaryota, Fungi, Ascomycota, Sordariomycetes, Glomerellales, Plectosphaerellaceae. The record is from RefSeq and is a predicted model, not a curated record. Gene Ontology annotation, biological process: regulation of transcription by RNA polymerase II.
CGACAUCGGCCGCUCAAUAUGGAUCGCAACCAGGACAAUGCAAACCUUCUCGAUACUCACAAUCGACUCACGGCUGACAUUGUCGCCCGCUUUCGUACACUCACAAUGCUAGCGACCAUUCAAGCGGAGGCCUCGAACCAGAAUGUUGACCCGCAGACCAUCGCCGUCACGGGCAUGUCGAUGCAGAUGGAAUUUGAGGGUCUUAACAGCUCGGUGAAAGAGCUCCUCGCCUUGAGCCGUCGCCUGAAGGAGCUGUGGCUUUUUGGCCGUCUGGGCGACGAGGACGAACGGGCUAAAGCUCAAGCCGAAAAACUGGACCAGGAUGUCGUACGUGUCGCUGAGCUCGUCAAUUCCAUCCAGGGUAACCGGUACACCAAGCUAGCGGAGGAGAACGGGGGCGUUUGGGCGUUCUUGAGUGCGGCGAACUCAAGGAACGAAGUUACCGAAGCUCCGCUUACGCAAAUUGCACCGACUCCUGGCCCAGGCACAGGCACCGGUGCGGCACCAACACCGAUGCCUGCACCAUAGUAAUCGAUCGCACAUCUUGAAAGAAUACAAUCAUGUCCAAGCGGGGCGGCCGCGACCAAGAGACGAUCGAAUGGCGUUUUGGCGUUGAUACCCAGCGGCAACAUAGUUAUGGUACAUUUGGCUUUACAUGGCGCUGCUAGGCGACUCAGAAUCAUUUGAUAAUCGGCAUGC